AUGCAUGUUUACACUGAGUUUGAAGUAACAAAUGUGCAUACAUAUUUCUAUUCCCCUGCAAAAAGUAGGAUUGCUGAAGUUGUUGAUGGACUGGAUGGUGUUGAGAUCAUUAGGAAAAAUCCAAGGAUGAUGUUAGGCUGGCAUCCCUUAGCAAAUGAUUUAGGUGAGAAUAAUGCUAACAAUGCGGGUGAUAAUGUAGAUGAAGGUGUUAUUGAUAACAAUGCGGGUGAUAAUGUAGAUGAAGGUGUUAUUGAUAACAAUGUGAAUGAUAAUGUAGAUGAAGGUGUUAUUGAUAACAAUGUGAAUGAUAAUGUAGAUGAAGGUGUUAUUGAUAACAAUGUGAAUGAUAAUGUAGAUGAAGGUGCAGAUUUCAUGAGUGACUUUGAUCCCUUCUUUGGUCUAAAUGACAACAUGGUUAAUAAUGAACACCAAAACAAUGCCAAGGCUAGUGUUAGGCAUGAUGUAGUUGAUAGUUCAGAUGAAGAAACUUGUGCAGAAAAUGAAGAUGAAGAUGAUGACAGUGAUUUUCUAGGCGAUGACACAGCUAGGGAGGAUGUAGAGGUAGAUAUGAGGGAUUUUAGACUAAACAUUGAUGAGGGGAUUGAUGAGAAUAAUGAUGCAGUUGGUGGUUCAAUUGAUGAAGAUGUUUUAAAUGAUGAUAUAUUAGAAAGUGGAAGUGAGUCUGAUUUGGAUGAGUCUAGUGCUAGGAAGAAAAUGCUUAAGGGUUUAAGGAAUGCCAAUGAGAAAAAGAGCAAUUUCUACCUAGGACAGAUUUUUGGAAACAAGGUAGAAGCCAAAGAACUAAUCAAGCAGCAUGCUGUGGAAACUAAGAGGGAACUUAGGAUUGUUAAGGAUGAUAGUAAAAGACUAAGGGCUGUUUGUAGGGGUCAGUUACCAAAUUUCCAAGUUGAUGCACAUGGUAUCCAUAGUCAUUCUGAUAAGGGUAAAACAUUUCCAACUAAACAUAGACGAAACCAACUAAACAUAGACGAAACCAACUAA
Molecule: messenger RNA, 1002 nt
Organism: Helianthus annuus (common sunflower)
Lineage: Eukaryota; Viridiplantae; Streptophyta; Magnoliopsida; Asterales; Asteraceae
Product: myb-like protein F
Exons: 2
Coding region: 1-1002 (333 amino acids)
Source: RefSeq, a predicted model, not a curated record